Cornus florida is the source of this 300-nucleotide messenger RNA. Its product is annotated as auxin-responsive protein SAUR21-like. Gene Ontology annotation, biological process: response to auxin. The coding region runs from base 1 to 300 and encodes 99 amino acids. The transcript has a single exon. The record is from RefSeq and is a predicted model, not a curated record. NCBI's taxonomy places the organism in Eukaryota, Viridiplantae, Streptophyta, Magnoliopsida, Cornales, Cornaceae.
AUGGGGAUUCGUUUGGCAGCAAUCGUUCACCAAGCCAAGCAAAUUCUUCGACCAAUGUCUAUAAACAACCGCCAGUCCUCGUCUCCUGAUGUCCCGAAGGGCCACUUUGCAGUGUAUGUUGGAGAGAGCCAGAAGAACCGAUUCGUGGUUCCAAUAUCCUACUUGAGGCACCCUAUGUUUCAAGACCUUUUGAGGAAGGCCGAGGAAGAAUAUGGAUACGAUACUCCAAUGGGUGGUCUUAUAAUCCCUUGCAGCAAGGCCACCUUCUUAAGUGUCACUUCUCAUUUGAGUGACCAUUGA